Molecule: messenger RNA, 1014 nt
Organism: Lindgomyces ingoldianus
Lineage: Eukaryota; Fungi; Ascomycota; Dothideomycetes; Pleosporales; Lindgomycetaceae
Exons: 2
Coding region: 146-973 (275 amino acids)
Biological process (GO): termination of RNA polymerase II transcription; regulation of transcription by RNA polymerase II
Cellular component (GO): mediator complex; core mediator complex
Molecular function (GO): transcription coregulator activity
Source: RefSeq, a predicted model, not a curated record
GCGCCGUCGUCCCAGUCCAAGCUUUCUUUUCCUUAUCAGCCCCACGUUUGCCCGCUCCUAUCCCUGCCACCGCGUUGACAAUUGCGAUAUUGAAUUGACACCAACCCCAGACUCCUCUCCCCUCCCCUCCCCUCCCCCUUCCAGCAUGCACGAAUUGCUGCUGUUUGGCCAAGUCCCGCAGUCGCGUCAUGGCCAGGUCUUGAAGAUUCUCGCUGGCGUGGCCGCUAUGCAGCCCCGCCGCGUCCUCGAGCGUCAUCUCCUCUAUAAACCUCAGCGCCAGCCCGAGGAGCCGGGCUCCCAUCUCCGGCGGGGCGGCACCCAGGCCGUUGCUAUGAAGAACAGGCCCCAGGCCGCAGUAAAAGAUCUGUAUUUCUCGCAGUUGAUCCAGAGGCUGUCGCAAGAUGACUUCAACCCCGAGGUGCAAUACCAUGGCCUUGGAUUGCACGCGACUGGUGAAUCUAGCGCAGAUGCAAAGUGGACUUUCCAAUUUCAUGAGACUCCAGAUACUGGCGAUAGAGGUGUCCUCGUUCGAUUAGCAAAUAGCACUGACAUUCUUGCGGGCGAUCCUCACUCAUACAUGGUCAAUGUAGGCAACCAAUUCGUUUCCGAAUAUUACCUUGAAGGCCAUCGCUUUGUUCACGAUAACAUCGUCAUCCUUCUCCACCGUGUCUUGCAUGAACCGGGCGCUCGCUCUCUGGAGAACUCGCCCAAGAUGGCCCUUCCAAACUUUGAUGCGCUCAAGCCUUUCGAUCCCAGCGGCGCAUACGUUCUCGAGGCAAAGAUACGCGUUCAUGACUUGAAUAACCCUUCUGUGCUUGAUGCAGGAAUAGAGGAACUCAAGAGGUUCAAGAGCCAGAUGAAGGGAUGCGUGGAACUUGAGGUACCAGAACGGCUGUUGCUGGACACUCGGGUGAAAUACAAGCCCAAUUUAGUGGCGCAGACUGUAAGCCGGCCAGUUCCUGGGUCUCGCUGAGGGAAUCUGGAGCAACCGCUUUCGUAUGUUUGGAAAAGCAC